This is a messenger RNA of Brachypodium distachyon (stiff brome), 375 nucleotides long. Its product is annotated as zinc finger protein STAMENLESS 1-like. The record is from RefSeq and is a predicted model, not a curated record. Bases 1 to 375 code for a protein of 124 amino acids. The transcript has a single exon. Lineage: Eukaryota; Viridiplantae; Streptophyta; Magnoliopsida; Poales; Poaceae. Gene Ontology annotation, molecular function: DNA-binding transcription factor activity.
AUGGAGCGGGCCAACAAGGCCAAGCCGUCGUCGUGGCAGCUGUUCCCGCUGGCCAUAAGCAGCGAGGAGGCUCCGAGGACGGCGCGCGUGGACGGCAAGGAGGUGAGAGUCUUCCCAUGCCUCUUCUGCGACAAGAUUUUCCUCAAGUCUCAGGCGCUGGGCGGCCACCAGAACGCGCACCGCAAGGAGCACCGCCUGGCCGCCCAAAGCGACCCAUACCGCCUGUGGAAUUCCAUCGCCUCGCACGGCGCUGAUCUGCAUCAGGUAGACCCGUCGUCCUCCGGCGCGGCAGAGAUGAUCAGCCGUCGUCUAAUCAGGGCCUCCUCCGUCGUCGCCGGCGCCGGGGAAGAGCCGGACCUCGAGCUCCGCCUCUAA